AUGACCCAUAAGCUUGUAUACUUGAAGGGCUAUUUAAAAGCAGCAGGAGUCAGGGCAUUGGGCUAUCAAGAUAAUCUUGAACAUAAUCCUGACAGGACGGUCGAUUAUACUGACGCAUAA
Messenger RNA from Funneliformis caledonium, 120 nucleotides. Lineage: Eukaryota; Fungi; Glomeromycota; Glomeromycetes; Glomerales; Glomeraceae. The record is from the annotation of a GenBank genome assembly.